This is a messenger RNA of Vombatus ursinus (common wombat), 850 nucleotides long. It is a transcript of the gene EEF1B2, whose product is annotated as eukaryotic translation elongation factor 1 beta 2. Lineage: Eukaryota; Metazoa; Chordata; Mammalia; Diprotodontia; Vombatidae. The coding region runs from base 121 to 801 and encodes 226 amino acids. Gene Ontology annotation, molecular function: translation elongation factor activity; guanyl-nucleotide exchange factor activity. The record is from RefSeq and is a predicted model, not a curated record. Gene Ontology annotation, biological process: translational elongation. Gene Ontology annotation, cellular component: cytosol; eukaryotic translation elongation factor 1 complex. The transcript is spliced from 6 exons.
UUUUUUCAGUCGGCGGCCGGCGCUAGCGUGUUUGCACGCUGCGCUCCUUUCCUGCCCCGCGCUCCAUUCCUCCGGUGCCGCCACCGCCGCCGCCUCUUCCCGGUCCCUCCCACCACCACCAUGGGCUUCGGAGAUCUCAAGACACCCGCGGGCCUGCAGCACCUCAACGACUUCCUGGCGGACAAAAGCUACAUCGAGGGGUACGUGCCAUCCCAGGCUGACAUAGCAGUAUUUGAAGCAGUCUCAGGCCCACCACCUGCCGAGUUGUACCAUGCUCUCCGUUGGUAUAACCACAUUAAAUCCUAUGAGAAGCAGAAAGCAAGCUUGCCAGGAAUAAAGAAGGCUUUGGGCAAGUAUGGGCCUGCUGAUGUAGAAGAUACCACAGGAAGUGGUGGAGCUACAGAUAGCAAAGAUGAUGAUGACAUUGAUCUCUUUGGGUCUGAUGAUGAGGAGGAGAGUGAAGAAGCGAAGAGACUAAGAGAAGAACGCCUUGCUCAGUAUGAAUCAAAGAAGUCAAAAAAACCUGCAAUUGUUGCCAAGUCUUCCAUCUUACUGGAUGUAAAACCUUGGGAUGAUGAGACAGAUAUGGCAAAAUUGGAGGAAUGUGUCAGAAGCAUUCAGGCAGAUGGCUUGGUCUGGGGAUCUUCUAAACUAGUUCCAGUGGGAUAUGGCAUCAAGAAGCUUCAGAUACAGUGUGUAGUUGAAGAUGAUAAAGUUGGGACAGAUAUGCUAGAGGAACAGAUAACUGCCUUUGAAGACUAUGUGCAAUCCAUGGAUGUUGCUGCCUUCAAUAAGAUCUAAAAACUACCAUCCUCAAAUUGCAUUUAAAUAAAAAUAUUUGCAAGCAAGA